GUCUCGCAUUCCUGGGCUGGCAAUGUCGCGCAAGGAAGCCGGACGCGAGGCGCUCCCUCUCGAGUACGACAAGCAGCUCGCCCGCUGGGUACCGUGGCUGCCUCCGGAGGAGCUUCGCAAAGAGAGUGUUCAUUGGCUACCGCUGCUGGAAGCCGAGGUUGGAGUUCGAGUGGCAUUGCUGACGGAUGAGUUGCGAGAGGAGGCCCGGUUUCCAGACGAGGUCCCCUUGCAGCUGGCUUCUUCGUCUGAAGCUUUGGGAGAAUUGAAGCAGCAGCUGCUCUCCAGCCUCGUUGAGGAGGAGAUGGAGCACGACAAGAACAGGGACGAUGCCCAGGUCUUGGUGAUGUCUGAUUUCGAUGCUCUGCCGGUGGAGCUGUUGCGCAGGUGCCGGGUCUGCGCGCUCUCACGCAGUGAGGCAGGCAUUUCAGCUGGGAGCGCCAACCUCGCGCGGAGUCUACUGGACCUCCGCCGCGGAGAGCCUCUCAGCCAAGCGAACGAGGCUGCUGUGUUGGGUGGCCUUUCGCGGUGGUUGCAGUGGCUGCGCUGUUUUCUCGCCCCGUGUGCCAGGAAGAACGUGGAUGCUGCUUUGGCGUCUUUGAAGGAACGGCAGUUCCAGUCGACCAAAGAGGCAUUGACAUGGUCCAGCAGCGAGGCCGACGCGCUUCUGAGCGAGCGGUGUAGUUUGGAGCGCUGGCCCCCAGUUUGGAUUUGCCAGCUCGCAAACGCCAACGACGUCCUUCGGAUAGCCACCGAGAGGCUGCUUCGGGAACUGGCCCGUCUACACAGGAGGCAGGAGCAUUCGGCAGAGAAGCUGGAG
Messenger RNA from Symbiodinium sp. CCMP2592, 817 nucleotides. The record is from the annotation of a GenBank genome assembly. Lineage: Eukaryota; Dinophyceae; Suessiales; Symbiodiniaceae.